AGCUUAUCGGUUUUAAUGGAAACAGCUGGAGAAAAAGUUAACUCUCUUAGGUUCAGCAGAGAUUACCUGUACUUGGCAGUAGGCACUAGCCUCGGAUACAGGUUGUAUACCUUUCAGCCAACCACUUUGGUAUUGAAGGUAGCAGUGACCAAUGGGGUCAAACUUAUCAUUCCGUGCUCUAAUGGUAACAUUAUCAGCUACAUAGAGAAUUCUUCAAACACUGAAUGAGAACCGGAAAAGGAAGCAAGGAAGGAAUACCUGGUCAUUUAUAAUCACCUUAAAAAUACUCAGGUUGCAAAGCUCCGGUUCAGUAAAGAAGUGCUUGAUAUCAGAUACAUGAAAUCUACUUUGAUUAUUGUUCAGUCUUAUUCGGUCAAGAUCGUGAAGAUGGAUGAUUACAAGAACCCGACUAUCAUUAAAACUGCAGAAAAUCUAUAUGGAGCUAUUGGGAUCACCUUUUGAGCUGAAACCAAGACAGACGAGUCUCAGUUAAUCGCCUGCCCAGGGUCUGAAUCUGACGCUGAUGUAUUUGUGAUUGACAUCAAAGAUGAUACAAGGUAUUGUUUCUUCCCUGGCUAUGCUACAUACCAGUAUGUUGUCACUGCACUUGAAUUAAAUUCCCAAGGGACUUUGUUAGCAUCUGCUACAACUGAAGGGAAGAACAUUGAUAUCUUUGAUGUUCAAGACAGAUCCAAACUUUAUUCUUUCUCAAGAGGGAUGUUCCCGAAGCAUAUUGAUUAUCUAUCCUUCCAGCAAAAUGAUCAAGAAUUAAUAGUGAGUUCUCUGGAUGGAGCUGUUCAUUUGUUCUAUUUGUUAACAGAUCAAGAGAUAAAAGAGCAACAAGAAGGAAACACUUUUUUCAAAGCUGCUUUCGACUUCGCUUUCUCCAAGCCGAGUGAGGUUAAAUUUAAGAUCAAUAGAGAACAGACUGAAGUAAAUUUUGAAGAUAACAAGAAAUGUAUAUCAUGCAAAUUAGAGAAGAAUUUAAUCAUGACUGUUUCAAAUUCAGGGUAUCUUUAUCUUGGAAGUUAUAAGGAAGAAAACGAAGAAGCAAUUAUUGAAGAAGCUGUUGAUUAUCUUUCCAAAUAUCCAAAGCAUACUCAAAGCUACCUGGAUUAGUUGCCAAAAAUCUUAAAGUAAUGAAAUUUUUCAUUAUAGCGUUAAAUUCUAAAAUCUUUUCAU
This is a messenger RNA of Moneuplotes crassus, 1182 nucleotides long. NCBI's taxonomy places the organism in Eukaryota, Ciliophora, Spirotrichea, Euplotida, Euplotidae. The record is from the annotation of a GenBank genome assembly.